Molecule: messenger RNA, 6053 nt
Organism: Gadus morhua (Atlantic cod)
Lineage: Eukaryota; Metazoa; Chordata; Actinopteri; Gadiformes; Gadidae
Gene: lrrfip1a
Product: leucine rich repeat (in FLII) interacting protein 1a
Exons: 23
Coding region: 670-5577 (1635 amino acids)
Biological process (GO): regulation of transcription by RNA polymerase II
Molecular function (GO): RNA polymerase II cis-regulatory region sequence-specific DNA binding; DNA-binding transcription factor activity, RNA polymerase II-specific
Source: RefSeq, a predicted model, not a curated record
UGGAGAGGCUGAGAGACUGAGAUAGACCCAGAGAGUGGUGGCAGCUUGGAAACGGAACCCCUGAACGUGUAGAGCGACCUCCACGAGUCAGGGCUCCAGGCUGCCUCAGUCAGACCUCCAUUAGUCGGGCUCCAGGCUGCCUCAUCAGACCUCCACGAGUCUUGGCUCAAGGCUGCCUCAGACCUCCACUAUAGUCUGACUCCAGGCUGCAUCAGACCUCACACCGACCGACCGGUUGUAGAGCGACCUCCACGAGGCUCAAGGCUUCCUCGGAUCUCACACCGACUGACCGGGUGUAGAGCGACUUCCAGACUAACCAGAGACAACUUCAGUGAUCACCUUAACACCCGGGCGAUAUAUCACAGAGACGGACUGACGUUAACAUCGGCGGAACGUGUUUCCUGUUGGCCGCUGGGGUCUGACACAAACUUGCGUGAGUGUCGAGUUGAGAAACACAGGAAGGAGCCAUGAAACGGAUGUGCCCCAGUGAAGCAUGCGUUCAGCACGUCUCCUCCGGCUCCCGGUGCUACUGUCGGUAGUCUGACAGGGUAGCCGAGGCGUAACUGGGGAGCUGCCGUUUUCUUCCAUCCGUCUGGAUCCAAACCUUCAUCUGCCUUAGUUUUGUGACCGUCACGGCAUCGGGAGAAUCUGUGUACUCUGUGAGAAACUAUGGGGACCCAGGGCGCAGGAAGGAAGAGAAACCCGAACAAGGAGAGGUCGACGGCGGAGGAUGACGCCCUCAACCUCAUAGCCAGAGAGGCUGAGGCCCGGCUAGCAGCUAAGAGAGCAGCCAGGGCCGAGGCCAGAGAGAUCCGCAUGAAGGAGCUGGAGCGACAACAGAAGGAGAUCUUUCAGGUCCAGAAGAAAUAUUAUGGGCUGGAUACCAAAUCAGAAGACCGAGGGGACACCAAGUGGGGAAACAUUGAACAAUGGAUGGAGGACAGUGAGCGCUACUCACGCCCGUCACGGACCACCACGCUUUCAGAUGAAGAUGAACGGAUGUCCGUGGGGAGCCUGAGCAGCGUCAGGAGCUCCUCCUUGCACUCGCACAAGAAAUCAAAGAAAAAGAAGAAGCACAAGCACAAAGACAGAGAUGACAACGGCUGUGAUGACGGUUACAGUGUGGUAUCCAGCCGGAGCUCCAAGCUCAGCGACGAGAGCAGAACCUCUCGCUCUUCCAGGCUUGACCUUACGAGCUCCCGAUUGAGUGAGGACAGCCGGCUCUCACGGGGGUCCCGACUAGACCUGCAGACGGCCCCCUAUGCCUCCUCCUCUCUCUCCAGACAGCCAGCCUCUCUGUACAAUGGCUACCAGAGCUCGCUGUAUGAGGACGGCCUGGGCAGUGCUUCCCGGCGGGUCAUUGGCUCCAGCUCUCGACCAUCAGACUACAGCAGCUACCGGGGGUCCAACUCCAGAGCCUCGUCCCGGGCCAGCUCGGCCCGCGCCAGCCCAGUGGACAACCACAGCUCUGUGGCCGGCUUCUUGCGGAGCGCGAGCAGCAGCGUUCUCUCAAAGGACCUGGAUGACGUCACUAUCCCUGAUUUCUCAGAUGUGGAGGACAGAGAUUAUAUCGAGAAGGGGUCCCGGGCAGCCUCUGCCUUAACCGCUGGGACCCUCACCGCGUUGGGGGGCACCUCCUCCCGGAGAGGAAGUGGCGAGACGGCAAUCACCGUAGAUAACGAGACGUCCAUACGAGAGAUCAAGGAGAUCCAUGAGCUGAAGGAUCAGAUUCAAGAUGUGGAAUCAAAGUACAUGCAGAACCUCAAGGAAGUUAAGGACGCCUUGGUGGAGGUGGGUGAGAAGUACCGCAAGGCCAUGGUGUCCAACGCCCAGCUGGACAAUGAGAAGAGCAACCUGCUGUACCAGGUGGACACGCUGAAGGACUCGCUCACCGAGCUUGAGGAGCUGCUGGCCGAGGCGCGCCGCGAGUACGAGGAGAAGAACAAGGACCACGAGCGGGAGAAGCACGCACACAGCAUCCUGCAGUUCCAGUUCAACGAGGUGAAGGAGACCCUGAAGCAGAGCGAGGAGCUGCUCAACGAUAUCCGCCAGCUGCGCUUGAAGCAGGAUGGUUUUAUCCGAGAAAUAUCGGACCUCCAGGAAACUGUUGAGUGGAAGGAUAAAAAGAUUGGGGCCUUAGAGCGACAGAAAACAUAUACGGACGCGAUCCGAGUGGAACGUGAUGAGUUGAGAGAUGAGGUGGUUCAGCUGAAAGACAUUCUCAAGAAACAUGGCAUCGUUCUGGGACCGGAUCUGAACAUCAACGGGGGUAUUGUUGAGCCAGGAACCGAUGGAUCAUCGGAACCCGGGUCCCCCCUGGGUCCAGACCACAUGGCCUCCCCCACAGAGGGCAACAGCAGCAUGCUAGGCAGCGCACUGGAGUCUGAGUUGAGGACUAAACAAGAGGAAGAGGUGGAUUCAGAAGAACCGCAAGAUCGACAAAAACUUGAGGAAGCAGGAGACCGCUGUUUGACCUCUGCUGAAGCCCCUAGUCUUGCUAGUGAUUCCUCCACAGAGACUUCUAGAGACCCCGACUCCACGUGCUGGCCCAAAGUGGAGGACCGUCCAGGAGAAAGUGCCCCUUGCCCAGAGUUAGAUUUAGAAAGUGCCAGUGUAAUCAGAAAUAUACAAACUAGUGCUACAGAGAUGAAGGGGGUCAUAACAGAACAGGAGGAGAUGGUUGAAGAAGGUGCAUUGAGCCAUCGUUUAGAUUUAAUCACAAACAUCGUUAAUAAAGAGGAUUGCAGCGCAGAGUUGAAUGGGGUCAUAUCAGCGCAGGGUGCUGAGCUGGCUGUGAGUGGGGCAGACACAGUGGAAGAGGCUUUGCUCCAGACAAGUACAGAAGGCAUGGAAAACAACCAAAUGAUAACCGAUCUUUCUGAAACCAUUGUGGCUGAGGUCAUGAGGGCCAUUUUAGAGACUCCCAGUAAGGAUUUGCAUGAAGACCAAGCAACUACCCUGGAUAAUAUCCAAUCACAAAGGAGCAAUGAGGGCCAAUCGCCACAGAAAGAUGGAAAUGAAGUGAACCACAUCAAAGAGUCCGUCGGACCAAUCAGCACGCCCCCUGAUGAGUCACCCACCAUCGGACCAAUCGCCAUGUCUGAUGAGUCAUGCCCAGUCGGACCAAUCACCGCGUCCCCUGAUGAGUCAUCCACAAUAGGACCAAUCAGCACGCCCCCUGAUGAGUCAUCCACCGUCGGACCAAUUGUCAUGUCUCCUGAUGAGUCAUGCCCGGUCGGACCAAUCGACAUGUCUCCUGAUGAGUCAUGCCCGGUCGGACCAAUCGACAUGUCUCCUGAUGAGUCAUGCCCGAUCGGACCAAUCGCCAUGUCUCAACCUGAGCCUGGGAACAUUGAGGACAUUGAGAAUGAGGAAUUAGAGAAUGAGGAACUGUCCAACAAACUGCAGACCAAGGGAGCCGGAGGCAAGAAGAAGAAAAAAAAGAGGAAAGGCAAAAAGAAGAAAGCAGGACUUCAGGAGGAGGAGAAGAAGCAAAGUGAGGAGGAUGUAAAUGAAGGAACCACACCAGAGAAUGAGAAAGAAAACAACAAAAAAAAGUUGAGUAGAAAAGAUGAUGGAUCUGAGAUUCCCAGUUCCAGCCCCCUCCAAGUCCUUAAAGGAUCUCAAAUGGAUCCACCACAGGAGAACCAAGAUACAGAUGGUGUUUUGGAACCUGGGAUUGUGGUAGCUCAGGUGAGCAGCUCUGUUUCCAACGCAGAGUCCAAUCUGGACGUGUCCGAUCCUGACACUGUUCACCCACCCUGUUUAGCUAGUCCUAGUCAGGAGAGUGUGCUCCCAGCAAAGGCAGUUGCCUCACAAUUCGAGCCAGAGGUUGCUGCUACUGCAGCAACAGAUGAAACUGGUCCCGUAAAUGAGUUUAUCUCACAUCAUACAACUCCCAACCCUAUAGAGAGCUUUGAGGCCCCAGAUAUGAACAACUAUGGUAAGAAAACUGAAUCAACCAGGUUUAAUGUAGCCAUUGAUUCAUUACAUGCAGCAAAUGAAUCCCCACGUGAGGAUGAGGUGGAACAGUCCAACACCAGCUCCCUUCCAGUGUGUCUGGAGAGCACAUCCAGCCCUCAGGAGCCAUUGGAGACAACUCUAUCCACAGAUCAGGUCACUUUAGGUAACGAUGGGGGGGAUGUGCAUGUCAAGUGUGAGACACCUCUCGGAGAUACUUUUCAGAUAGAGGACUCAGGAGAGCAGAAGGCAGGGGUGGAAGAGGAACAAACCUCCCCUUCUUGUCGUCUACUCGGGGCUGUGGCUCAUUGUGAUGAGCCAGAAAUUGAUGAGUUGGAAAACAUGCUUAAAGUAGAGGGAACUUUAGUCCAUACUGACAACUCUGAAGGAAUAUCCGACAGUGUGUUAGCAGAGGAAACCUUCACUGAGAUUACCAAUGAUAUAUCUAGUCUUCCGAAAGAAGGAACCGUUUUGAAUUCAUCAGUGUUUGAGGAUAAUGUAGAAGGGACAAAUCUUGCCGUCGUCAUUUCUAGUGAGGCAGAAAGAUUAAUUGAGAUCACAGAUGGAGUUGCAAAGAGGAUUUCCUCUCCUGAUCAGAAACAACAUGAUUUAGGAUUGGACAUCUCAGUGGAGCUAGAACAAGAUUCUGACCAGGGCCAUGUUCCGAAAUUAGAUACGCCUUCAUUUCCUAUGGAAGGCCAGGAGAAUGAAGUGAGUCAAAUCGAGGAACUGAAGAACCAGUCAGAGGAAUUAGCUGAGGUUCAUUCAGUUCAGGAUGAGAAACACAAUGAUAGAGCAUCAGCAAUCACAGAGGAGCCAGAACCUGAACCUGACCAGAGCCAUGUUCAGGAGCUUGAGACGCCUUCAAAUCCGGUUGAAGACCAGGAGAAUAAAGAGCUGGAAACAGAAUCACACCAAGUAAUUCGACUGGACAGUGAUUAUCUUAAUGAUGAGGAUGAAAAUGAUGAAGGACAUUCAUUUGACUUUGACGAAAUGGAUUUAGAGGCUUCGUUAUCCGUUACUUUGACACCAACAAACAAGACACCUGAGAAAGUGACAAGGCUUAUGCCACAAGAUGCAAACAGUGAUGUCUCUGAGCUUGGCCAAUGCGAGGCCUUCCAGAUGAGCGUCCAGAAGGGGUCGGAGCUGCGUCCUGAAGGGGAAUCCCUGGAGACCCCCAAACAGACAGAGACGGCUGAAGGCAUUGCAGGGGGUCCAUUAGGUCACAAAGAUUCCACUUCAUCUCAAGAACCUCAAACCACAACAGGAGAACAAAAUGAGUCCCAAACAGCAGAGGUGGUAAUUGACCAGCUGCUGCGAAGCGUAGCGGAGGAUGUGGGAGGAGUGCAGGAGCAGAGCCACACUUUAGUGGAGGAGGGAGUGGAGCAGCUUGGUGGUUCAGGAGACGUAGAGUUUGAGAUGGGAAGAGAGGCUUUGGGUUCAUCCAUAGCUGGAGGACAGGAAGUCGUCAAAGAUGUGCUGCUGGGCGUUGGGAGUGCAGAGGGUCAGGUUAGCAGGCAAACAGACCCAUUUCCCCCCAAGAUAGAGUCUAAAAACAGCCAGAAAGCAAAGGGAAAGGGCAAGGGGAAGGCCAAAGAGGACUGUAAGAUGUCUUAGUUUUUGUAGUUGCAAUGUAAGACUUUUUAUACAAAACUUGUAUACAAAGUAUCUUGUCACUUUCCACCAUGCAAAAGUGAACACAAAAGGGACCAAAAAACAGAGGAAUUUACAGGAAUAUUAUUCAAAGAUGUAGUUACAUUUGAGACUUUGAAUGUAUUGAAGAACAUGCUAUUUAUUCAGAUAUGCAUCCACCGACUAGCAGUCUAAAAUCGUUUAUUUUCUUGCACUAUGUUGUUUUUCUGUAUUAGUUGUAUAACUUCACUGAAAUUAGAUACCUUUUGUUUAGUCACUUGCCACAUGCCUUGCAUGACGAUUCAAGGCACAUGCCUUGGUAAAAGUCAUUCAUAGAUAUUUCAUAACUAUUAAGAUAAUGCUUUCAGUGUUUUUUGGUCUGUUGCCUAACUGUUACUUUUGAGCAAAUUAACUGUCAAACCAAUUUCAGACUUUCAAUAAAAAAAGUUUUUUGUAUCCAA